Molecule: messenger RNA, 6691 nt
Organism: Dermochelys coriacea (leatherback sea turtle)
Lineage: Eukaryota; Metazoa; Chordata; Testudines; Dermochelyidae
Gene: NRXN3
Product: neurexin 3
Exons: 27
Coding region: 1377-6491 (1704 amino acids)
Source: RefSeq, a predicted model, not a curated record
AGAAAUAAGGGGAGGCCCCACUUUGGGGGAAGGCUGGGUGAAGUCAGGCUGGAGCGAACCACAGGGAGCAGGUCAGGCUCCUGUGUGGGACCCUGAAAGAAGGAGGGAUAUUCCUGAGAGAAGCUGGUGGAGUCCCUAGGGAAGGGAUGCAGUGGGGUAACCUGCCAGGAUGAAGCAGUACAGAAGAACUCUGUAGGGCCCAGGAGUAAGGGCAAAGAGCAGAGCCCUCUGGUGUAGCUCAAGAGGGGUAGAAGAAUUCUUGGUUUGGACAUUUACUUGGAUUUACAGUUGGACUUUUCUUACCCUGGAAAGGGAUUGAAUUUAAGAGGUGACCUGGCUGGAGGGCUGGGCCAUUGAAGGUCCAGACAGGCCAGCAUGGGGCUGAAGAUAUGAUCAAUGGGCAGCAUUAGAGAUGCAGUCCCCUCUUAUGUCAUGCCCUGAUGAUGGGGAAUGCUCUGAUGGUUAAUGGAUGAGACCACCUGAAAGAAGGGUUCCCAGAAGUCUCUGCUGCUGUGCUUGUGCCAAAAGCAGCCAGACCCAUGAGAUGAUGCAAGGGUCCUGGAGGGUCAGAUGGAGAAGCAUUCAGAAAGAUGGUCCGCAUCAUUGGAAGAAUCUGUCCAUGAGACCAGGUCCAGGAAUUCAGUCAAGUUGGGGCACCAGGAUUACUGUUCUCUCAUUGUCUCUGAAUCUACGGGUGUGUGACAGGAAAUAGGGUACAGAGCAGUGGUUCUCAGUCAGAGAGAUACCAUCCCUGGGGAUUCCUAAUACUACUUUGGACUAUUUAAUGCUGUUGCGUGGCUGUUAUACACCUCAGAGGCAGCUGUAUUUCUGCACUGUGCAAAGUGAUCAAUAUGCUCUGUCCUGCAAGCUCUUUCAGUGCCAAGUGGGGAGUUAUGGGCUGGAUCACCAUCAAUGCACCCUGAAGACUGACUUUGGUUUUGCACUCCCAAUGAUUAUAUCCUUUCUGAGUUCACCACCACCUCACUGCCAUCACUGCCACAGUUGUCAUCGCUUCUAGGAACCUGGAAUUUGAGAGUUGGCCUUUACCUCUGCGCACUCUCUCUCUCACACACAACCACUGUCACUUUUGUGUUUUCCACCAAAACGAGACCACCUUGGGUUUUUUGCCCUUCAAGAAAGUGGGUCACCUGGAGAAUUCUCACCACACAUACUCUCCUUCUGGGAUAAAAGCCUCCGGAUCCUAACAGAUAGCUGAGAUCUUUUCUUGGAGAGGUGAAUUCUCCUGGCCGAUCACGUGUGUGUGCUCCCUCUGUGCUUUUCUUCUCCUCCUGUGGAAUUUAUCAGUGAUUUUUCCUGGCGUCCUUCUCACCAGUGGCUUUUGUAUUUCUCCUAGGGAAGAGCAGCUUUUUGCAACAAUGGGCUUCACUCUCCACUCUGUCUGCUUCACCCUGAAGGUGAGCUUACUGCUGGGCUCCUUACUGGGCCUCUGCCUGGGUCUGGAGUUCAUGGGCCUCCCCAACCAGUGGGCCCGCUACCUCCGCUGGGAUGCCAGCACCAGGAGCGACCUGAGCUUUCAGUUCAAGACCAACGUCUCAGCUGGGCUGCUCCUUUACUUUGAUGAUGGCGGUGUCUGCGACUUCCUCUGCUUGUCCCUGGUUGAUGGGCGCAUCCAGCUCCGGUUCAGCGUGGACUGUGCCGAGACCACGAUUGUCACAGAAAAGCAGGUCAAUGACAGCAAUUGGCACUUCCUCAUGGUCAGCCGCAACCAGCUCCGGACGGUGCUGGUGCUGGAUGGUGAAGCCAAGCCUGGUGAAGUGCGUCCACAGCGCCAGAACAUGAACAUCGUCAGUGACCUCUUUGUUGGUGGCGUUCCGUCAGACAUCCGCCCUACUGCCUUGACCCUCGAUGGCAUCCUAAAUGAGCCUCCAUUUCAGGGAUUUAUCCUGGACCUGAAAUAUGGCAACUCGGAACCACAGCUGCUGGGCAACCAGGGGGUCCAUCUGGACAUGGAGGGGCUGUGUGUAGAGAACCCUUGUGAGAAUGGCGGCACUUGUUUCCUUCUGGAUGAUGAGCCACAUUGUGACUGCUCUGCCACUGGAUAUGUUGGCAAACUUUGCUCGGAAGAUGUCAAUCAUAUCCCAGGCCUCUCACACCUGAUGAUGAGUGAACAAGGUAGAAGUAAAGCGAGAGAUGAAAAUGUGGCCACCUUCCGUGGCUCAGAGUACCUUUGCUACGACCUGUCCCAGAACCCCAUCCAGAGCAGUAGCGACGAGAUCACCCUCUCCUUCAAGACGUGGCAACGUAACGGGCUCAUCCUCCACACGGGCAAGUCAGCUGAUUACGUCAACCUGGCUCUGAAAGACGGCGCGGUCUCCUUGGUCAUUAACCUGGGGUCCGGGGCCUUCGAGGCCAUUGUGGAGCCUGUCAAUGGCAAAUUCAAUGACAACGCUUGGCAUGACGUUAAAGUGACGCGCAAUCUGCGGCAGGUGACAAUAUCUGUGGAUGGAAUCCUCACUACCACGGGCUAUACACAAGAGGAUUACACCAUGCUGGGUUCAGAUGACUUCUUCUAUGUAGGAGGGAGCCCAAGUACAGCAGAUUUACCUGGAUCACCGGUCAGCAACAACUUCAUGGGCUGCCUCAAAGAGGUUGUUUAUAAGAAUAACGACAUCCGUCUGGAGCUGUCUCGCUUGGCGAGGAUCAGUGACACCAAGAUGAAGAUCUACGGGGAGGUGAAAUUCACAUGUGAGAAUGUGGCCACGCUGGAUCCCAUCAGCUUUGAGACUCCAGAGGCCUACAUCAGUCUGCCUAAGUGGAAUACUAAGCGGAUGGGCUCCAUCUCCUUCGACUUCCGCACCACUGAGCCCAAUGGCCUGAUUCUCUUCACCCAUGGCAAACCCCAGGAGAGGAAGGAUGCCAGGAGCCAAAAGAACACCAAGGUAGACUUCUUUGCAGUGGAGCUGCUGGAUGGGAACCUCUACUUGCUGCUUGAUAUGGGCUCCGGCACCAUCAAGGUGAAAGCCACCCAGAAGAAAGCCAAUGAUGGAGAGUGGUAUCAUGUUGAUAUCCAGCGAGAUGGCAGAUCAGGUACCAUAUCAGUGAACAGCAGGCGCACCCCAUUCACUGCCAGUGGGGAGAGUGAAAUCUUGGACCUGGAAGGGGACAUGUACCUAGGUGGGCUACCUGAGAACCGGGCAGGCCUCAUCCUCCCCACAGAGCUCUGGACGGCCAUGCUGAACUAUGGCUAUGUAGGCUGUAUCCGGGACCUGUUCAUCGAUGGACGGAGCAAGAACAUCCGGCAGCUGGCGGAGGUGCAGAAUGCUGCCGGGGUCAAAUCCUCCUGCACCCGACUCAGCACCAAGCAGUGCGAUAGUUACCCAUGUAAGAACAAUGCUCUCUGCAAGGAUGGCUGGAACCGCUUCAUCUGCGACUGCACUGGUACUGGCUACUGGGGCAAAACGUGUGAGCGGGAGGCUUCCAUCCUGAGCUAUGAUGGCAGCAUGUACAUGAAGAUCAUCAUGCCCAUGGUCAUGCACACAGAGGCAGAAGAUGUGUCUUUCCGCUUCAUGUCCCAGCGUGCCUAUGGGCUCUUAAUGGCCACCACUUCACGGGAUUCUGCCGACACCCUUCGCCUGGAGCUAGAUGGAGGGCGUGUCAAACUCAUGGUCAAUUUAGACUGUAUCAGGAUAAACUGUAACGCCAGCAAAGGACCUGAAACUCUGUAUGCUGGGCAGAAACUUAAUGACAACGAGUGGCACACAGUCCGGGUGGUACGGCGAGGAAAGAGCCUCAAACUGACAGUUGAUGAUGACGUAGCUGAGGGUACAAUGGUUGGCGACCACACCCGCCUGGAGUUCCACAACAUUGAAACAGGGAUCAUGACAGAGAAGCGGUACAUCUCCGUCAUCCCCUCUAGCUUCAUUGGCCACCUCCAGAGUCUCAUGUUUAAUGGGCUGCUCUACAUUGACCUGUGCAAGAAUGGUGACAUUGACUACUGUGAGCUGAAAGCACGGUUCGGUCUCCGCAACAUCAUUGCUGAUCCAGUCACCUUUAAGACCAAGAGCAGCUACCUGAGUCUGGCCACCUUGCAGGCCUACACCUCCAUGCACCUAUUCUUCCAGUUCAAGACCACCUCAGCUGAUGGCUUCAUCCUCUUCAACAGUGGUGACGGCAGCGAUUUCAUCGCAGUCGAGCUGGUCAAAGGGUAUAUACACUACGUGUUUGACCUUGGGAAUGGUCCUAACGUGAUCAAGGGCAACAGCGAUCGGCCUCUCAAUGACAACCAGUGGCACAACGUGGUCAUCACCCGAGACAACAGUAACACCCACAGUUUAAAAGUGGAUACCAGGGUUGUUACUCAGGUUAUCAAUGGUGCCAAAAACCUUGACCUUAAAGGUGAUCUCUACAUUGCUGGCCUGGCUCAAGGCAUGUACAGCAACGUCCCGAAGCUAGUGGCUUCACGUGAUGGGUUUCAGGGCUGCCUAGCGUCAGUGGACUUGAAUGGGCGCCUGCCUGAUCUAAUCAAUGACGCUCUCCACCGCAGUGGGCAAAUUGAGCGCGGAUGUGAAGUUGAGUUGACCAAAGCUGACAUGCAAGGACCGAGUACUACCUGCCAAGAAGAUUCCUGUGCAAAUCAGGGUAUCUGUAAUCAGCAAUGGGAAGGUUUUACCUGCGAUUGUUCCAUGACUUCAUACUCUGGGAGCCAGUGCAAUGACCCUGGUGCCACAUAUAUCUUUGGGAAGAGUGGAGGACUCAUCCUGUAUACCUGGCCAGCAAAUGACAGACCCAGCACAAGGACAGAUCGUCUUGCUGUAGGCUUCAGCACGACUGUGAAGGAUGGCAUCCUGGUUCGAAUCGACAGUGCUCCUGGGCUCGGCGACUUUCUGCAGCUUCACAUAGAGCAAGGCAAGAUUGGUGUGGUCUUCAAUAUUGGCACAGUGGAUAUUUCUAUCAAAGAGGAGAGCACCCCAGUGAAUGAUGGCAAAUAUCAUGUGGUGCGCUUUACUAGGAAUGGUGGAAAUGCCACUCUUCAGGUGGACAGCUGGCCAGUGAAUGAACACUACCCUUCAGGCAACACUGAUAGUGAACGGUUCCAAAUGGUAAAACAGAAAAUUCCCUUCAAAUAUAACCGGCCCGUAGAAGAGUGGCUGCAGGAAAAAGAUGAUGCAACACCGCAUCACCACUUGACUUCAAGACCCGUCACGACGACCACCAAAAUUGGACGACAGUUAACGAUCUUCAACACCCAGGCGCAAAUAGCCAUUGGAGGGAAGGACAGAGGGCGUCCCUUCCAAGGCCAGCUCUCCGGUCUCUAUUACAAUGGCUUGAAAGUGCUGAACAUGGCAGCAGAGAACAACCCCAAUAUUAAAAUCAACGGAAGUGUCCGGCUGGUUGGAGAAGUCCCGUCCAUUCUUGGAACAACACCCACAACCUCCAUGCCACCAGAAAUGUCUACUACAGUCAUGGAAACCACCACAACCAUGGCCACCACAACUACCCGAAAAAACCGCUCCCCACCCAGCAUCCAGACCACUGAUGACAUUGUUUCAUCCGCUGAAUGUUCCAGCGAUGACGAAGACCUCAUUGAAUGUGAGCCGAGUACAGGAGGUGAAUUAGUUAUCCCUCUACUUGUAGAAGACCCUUUAGAUAUCCCUCCUAUUGCUACUCGUGCACCUUUCAUUACACUCCCCCCUACCUUUCGCCCCCUCCUCACCAUUAUUGAGACCACCAAAGAUUCCCUGUCCAUGACCUCUGAGGCGGGGUUACCUUGCUUGUCGGACCAAGGCAGCGAUGGUUGUGAUGAUGAUGGCUUGGUGAUAUCUGGGUAUGGCUCAGGGGAAACCUUUGACUCUAACCUACCCCCUACUGAUGAUGAAGAUUUUUACACCACCUUCUCCUUGGUAACAGAUAAGAGUCUUUCCACUUCAGUCUUCGAAGGUGGCUACAAAGCACAUGCACCUAAGUGGGAAUCCAAGGACUUUAGACCUAACAAAGUCUCCGAAACUGGUAGGACUACUACCACGGCUUUGUCCCCUGAGCUGAUCCACUCCACAGCUUCGUCCUCGACUGGGAUGGUGCCCAAAUUGCCCGCUGGCAAAAUGAAUAACCGUGAGCUCAAACCCCAGCCUGACAUAGUCUUGCUUCCGUUGCCCACUGCCUAUGAGCUAGACAGCACAAAGCUGAAGAACCCGCUAAUAACUUCCCCCAUGUUCCGUAAUGUGCCCACAGCAAACCCCACGGAGCCAGGAAUCAGACGGGUUCCUGGGGCCUCAGAGGUGGUCCGCGAGUCGAGCAGCACAACUGGGAUGGUCGUCGGUAUUGUGGCUGCUGCCGCCCUCUGCAUCCUGAUCCUCCUGUACGCCAUGUACAAGUACAGGAACAGGGACGAGGGGUCCUAUCAGGUGGAUGAGACGCGGAACUACAUCAGCAACUCAGCCCAGAGCAAUGGCACGCUUGUGAAGGAGAAGCAGCAGAGCACAAAGAGUGGCCACAAGAAACAGAAAAACAAGGACAAAGAAUAUUAUGUGUAAAAAUAUACUUAUUUAUAUAUAAAUAUAUACAUACUUAAUGAGAUUUAACUGAAAUAUCAGAGCCGUUACAGCUAACGAGAUUGGGAGCUACAGUUUGUGGAAAAAAAAUUGGGAAAAAAAUUCAGCUGUGACUGUUAACGUCUCAGUCAUCGCUUGGAGUCAGCAAACUCUGCCCUACUGUAUUAUAAAGCACAUUUAGC